AUGUCUCAACCAUUAGAUACAGAAAAAGUCAACGAUAUUUUAAGGAAAAUAGACAGGGAGAGGAAGCUCGCAGAGGGUGCUUCUCAUUUAAGGAAAAAAACGAACAAUCCUUCUGUCAUUCAGAAAUGUAAUACUCAAGUUAGAGAGGCACAAAAAAAUAUUGAAUAUUUAGAGUCUAUUUUGAGGAAACUCCAAAUAUCUUCUGCAAAUGAAAGGUCUGCAUCGAACUCUCCUACGAAAAAUACAGGGCCUUUGGAUUCAGAAAAAGAUAAACAAAAUCAUCCAUACAAUACGGCUAGACAGAGACCAUUAUUUACAGCUCUAGAUUUGUUGAAGUAUGACUGUCCUUCUUUGGGUCAUAAGAUCCAAUAUAUGAUGCAACUACUAGAAUUCAAAAUCCAGGUAGAAACUCAAUAUAGAGAGGCGAACGAAAAGAUGUAUAACCUUUACCAAGUUGAUGGUGAUAGGUCAAGCAUUGCACUAGCGCAACGAGGUAGAUCUGAGAGCGAUAGAAAACUACAAUUGAUGAAAAGAGCUUUAAAGGAGUACCAAUCAAUGUAUAUUGAUUUAGAUGAUAUCUCACGUGAAAAUGCAAUGAUUAAUACAUUGAGAAAAAACCCAUUGUCUGGUAUUUUGACAAUACAGAUCAAUUCAAUCAGAGGUGUCGAUCAUAUCCAAUCUCCCAUGUUUUCUAGAAAUCCAGAGUGUUUUUUGAGUAUCAAAAUCGAUGACAGUGAAAAAGCGAAAACACGAGGUUCUAGGAAUGACAAAUGGUCCGAUUUUUUUGAAAUCAAAGUUGAGCGGGCCAAUGAAUUAAGUAUUACUAUAUAUGAUAAGGUUAAUGACCAGAAUGUUCCUGUUGGUUUAUUUUGGCUAUCCUUGUCAGAUAUUGCCGAAGAAAUCCGUAGACAGAAAGUCAGGAAGGAGAGAGUUACAAGUGAGCAAUGGAUAUCUACUGGGACCGUUGAUGAUGACAUUCAAAGUGGUGCGAAGUCUUCAAAUGCCACUUUGUUGGACUCUGUCCCUGAUCUGUCGAACCAAGAUCCUAAGUACAACCCUAAUGUUCAAUCUGCCUAUUCUGACUCAUCAACUACGUCUAUCCCAAUAAGAUCGAAUGGCUGGUUUUCUUUAGAACCAUCGGGUGAGAUUUAUUUGACAUUAGGAUUUGUCAAAACUAACGAGAGUAAAACUAGGACAGAUCAUCACAACUUUGCCAGUGGCUUAGGUCGGCAUGGUGCUAUACGUCAACGUAAAGAGGAAACGAUUGACGCACAAGGCCACAGAUUUGUACAGAAAAAUUUCUACAAUAUCAUGUCAUGUGCUGUUUGUAACGAAUUUUUGAGAUACAAUGGUUACCAAUGUGAGGAUUGUUUGUUUUUGUGUCAUCAGAAAUGUAUCAAAAACAUUAUUGCCAAAUGUAUAUCGAAAUCAAGCUCAGACAUUAAUUCUGUUGAUACUAAAUUGAACCACAAGAUUCCUCAUAGGUUUGUUCCUGUCACGAACCGUGGUGCUAAAUGGUGUUGCCAUUGUGGUUAUAUACUGCCAUUUGGUAAAAAAAAUGUUAGAAAGUGUGAUGAAUGUGGAAUUAUGUGUCAUGCAAAUUGUGUUCAUUAUGUACCGGACUUGUGUGGUAUAUCCCCUAAAACUAUAGAAUUAAUCUUGGAAGCUUUGAGAGCUGGUCAACAAAAGUCAAAAAAGAAGGCUGCAGCUACAAAAUCCUCUUCAAGCGUACCAUUAGCUAUCCAAAAGACCGGAGCGUCAGAGAAGACGUUGUUGCAUUUGGGAAAGACAAAUACUGAUUUGUUGCUUCCUUCAAAUGACCAGAACAUAAGUGCCGAAGUAGGAAGGCUUGCAGCUGAUAUAUAUCCAGCAAAAGCAGUUAAUAACAAGAGUAUCGAAGAACAAAGAGAACAAUCGCUAUCCCCCCAACGUGUUGUUUCGAGACAAGAAUCUUUAUCUCCUCAACGUGUUGGGCAGACUUCUCAAGUACAAUCUCCUGUCCGCGUGCAAACCAAACAAACACAAAUAAACGAUGACAAUAAUCGUGGAUUACCAAAGUUACCCCUUGAAGGCAAACUUGAAGGAACCUACCAUUCCGAGGAUUUAAGAGUUAGCACAAAUGACGGAACCCGAGAUAUACCUGAAGAAUUUGAACAUACUACCAUCCAGAUUGAGUAUGAACAGUUACAUGUAAAAGCACAGCAGCACCAACAAGAGCACCAACAAGAGCACCAUAAACCUCCGCAUCAAGCUCAACACCAUGCACAACAUCAGCAUCAUGGACAACGUCAAAAGCGUCGCCAUCGCCGUAGAUAUGGUUUAGAUGACUUCAAAUUCUUAUCUGUUUUGGGUAAAGGUAAUUUUGGUAAGGUGAUGUUGGCUGAAUAUGUUUCUAAUAAUCAGCUAUGUGCUAUUAAAGUCCUAAAAAAGAAUUUUAUUGUUGAAAAUGACGAGGUAGAGAGUACGAAAUCGGAGAAGCGUGUGUUUCUUGUUGCUAACAAAUACAAACAUCCUUUCAUGCUGAGUUUAUACCAAAGCUUCCAAACCGAGAAUAGGAUAUAUUUUGUUAUGGAAUAUAUUAGUGGUGGUGAUUUGAUGUGGCACGUUCAACAGAAACGAUUUUCACUAAAAAGAGCACAAUUCUAUGCCAGUGAAAUAUUACUUGCCUUGAAGUUCUUACAUGACCAUGGUAUUAUUUACAGAGAUUUGAAGCUUGAUAAUAUCAUGCUAACAGAGAGUGGUCAUAUCAAGCUAGCCGACUAUGGAUUAUGUAAAGAAAAUAUGUGGUAUGGUAAGACCACCCGAACUUUUUGUGGAACACCUGAAUUAAUGGCACCUGAAAUUAUAUCAGGGGAGCAAACAUAUGAUAAAGCUGUUGACUGGUGGGCGUUUGGUGUUCUCUUGUACCAAAUGAUUCUAACCAAGACACCAUUCAAAGGUGAUGAUGAGGAAGAAGUUUUCAACGCAAUUUUAACAGAUGAGCCAUUGUAUCCAAUAAAUAUGUCAAAGGAAUCUGUUGAUAUAAUCCAGAAACUUUUAACAAGAGAUCCGAAGUUGAGGUUAGGGUCCAGUGAACGAGAUGCCCUUGAUAUUAUGGAGCAUCCGUAUUUUGCAGACGUUAAUUUUGAUGAUGUUCUAGCACUAAAAAUUAAACCUCCAUACAUACCACAAAUCGAUGACCCAAGAGAGGCACACUGUUUUGAAGAAGAGUUUACGUCUCAAGCUGCCAAAUUAACUCCUGUGAAUACCGUUUUAUCGCCAAAAAUUCAAGAAAUGUUUAGAGGGUUUACAUACUCAAUCGAUGACGAGUAA
Pichia kudriavzevii is the source of this 3312-nucleotide messenger RNA. RefSeq lists its product as uncharacterized. Bases 1 to 3312 code for a protein of 1103 amino acids. Lineage: Eukaryota; Fungi; Ascomycota; Pichiomycetes; Pichiales; Pichiaceae. The transcript has a single exon. The record is from RefSeq and is a predicted model, not a curated record. Gene Ontology annotation, biological process: fungal-type cell wall biogenesis; signal transduction; protein phosphorylation. Gene Ontology annotation, molecular function: diacylglycerol-dependent serine/threonine kinase activity; ATP binding.